GUGAACGAGCGCGCGAGCGAGCGGGUGAGAAACUGGCCUGUCACAUACAAGGCCGACGGGUGAUAUCGCCCUAAGCUUCCGCGCGCGCGCGCGCUUUGUUUGUUUAUGUUCUAGGGCAACUGUCUUCUGUUGUCACUGUGGGUGAGGCCUACGAAAGGAUUCUCCCAACUUACAACUUGCUAUUUGAAAAAAAAAGAUCGUUUUACGCGUUUUGGAUGACGAUAGAUUACAGAAGUUAUCCGAAUACACAGUGGUUGAAGUCUAGUGGUUGAUAACCCCGGGCUGAAACCAGUCUACCCAGGGGCCCUGGAGUCUCUCUAAGAAAACUGCUUUGGCCUCCAUUCCUUGGAAUUUAUGUUAUCUUCUCCCCACGCCCUUUGCUCAGACAGAUUCAGGAAAAAGUCUUCUGGAGGUCUCCCUACGACUCAAAGCUCAAAGAAACAAAAAAUAUUUUUUUCUGACAAGGCAUCUCGUUGGGCCACUUCAUCUGUGCUCUUCUAGUGUCAGACAGUGCUUCCUCCGUCUCAAACACCAGACAGAAACUCCAAAGAAAUAUUUAAACUUCUUUGCGGACAAGCAGUAAAAGUUGCCAUAUUCCUCAGAAGUGUACAUUUUCAAACAAUUCCUUUCCUCGCCAAAAUUCAAUUGUGACGUCAAUUUAAGUAUAAAGACCAUAGCAUCUGCAACUAAAAUGAAAACAACAUCAAAGUGAAUGAAUUUUGGCAGUGUGUGAGAAAAUGACUAUUCUUGACGUCAUGAUUCUAUGAUUUGGAUGCACGUAUACUGGACGUGACGUCACAGCCGUGGCGCCAUCUGUGGAGGACCAGAUGUAGGUCAGAGCACCAUGUCGUCAUGCGUCGUUGUGGCUUGGACCAAUCGCGGGGCUCGCAUUAUAAGCCACGCCUUCCUCGUCAACAUCGUCGUCUUCUUCAUCAUCUGGGGAUGUCUGCAGAGGCAUGUGGAUUGUCAGACACACCACUAUCCCAUGAGACAUCCUCACUGCAACAAUUUCUAUCGCCACGUCCCGGCAGCGGUCCUCGAGGGAGCGGGAGAUCACAGAAUCAGCCCGGGGGUUUGUGAUGUGACUUUGUCCACCCCAGGCCGAGCCGUGUGGAUGUUGAGGAUCGAGCGAGCGGUCAUCUUGGACUGCAGCGUCAAAGUCCAGGUCUUCGACACGCACAUGAGUCCAGCGAACGGCAAGCCUGUGCUGGUCCACGGCUGUGCCAGUGCUGACCCAGGCAUCCGGUACAUCAAUUCCUCCACGUUAACGGUCAGGCUACGUCACAGCAACGCCACAGACUACAGCUUCACCGUUGUGGUCACAGCCAGAAAAAUACGCACAAGACCGGAUGUGGCUUGUGGCGGCUUCCAGUGUGACAAUGGCGCGUGCGUGGCCAAAUCUCUGAUGUGUGACACGGUAGACAACUGUUUUGACUACAGUGAUGAGUCCUUUAACAGCAGCGCCCGCUGUAACGGUGGUUUUUGGCCUUUCAAGGGAGAAAACUGGGGCGUCCUGGCCAGCGUUCUUGGUGCGGGCGUGGUCCUCGGUGUUACAGCAGCCUGUUGUCGUCACAUCCGCCAGCGCAGACGCAGCUCACUGGACGACCUCUACGAUCUGAAUGAGGGUCCUUAUGUGCACAAAUACGCCUACCGCUACGCUGUUAUUCGACCCCCGAAGAAACCCAACAAGACGAAUGUUGUCUUGGGGAGAGAUGGUCACAUGCAUUACAACGCCACCCAUGUAUGACGGCGAGCAGUUGCGACACCUUGUUGUUUUUGCUGAAGUGCCUGUUUUGUUCACUUAACCCGAGACUACGCGGACCACGACAACUCUUGACGAAGACGCCAACAACUUUGUCGCCCUCCAUGAGUAUGAGACAGAGAUGUGCUUUCGUCUUAAAUGGACUCUCGUCAGGAAACUCCGAAAAGCCGAGGAAUCGUGUUCAAGUAGGGCGUCGGAGGCACGCCUGCGACCUCAUCAAUGACACGAUUCUCAUACCAGAUUUGAUUGGAGAAGCGAUACCUGAAGGCUUCU
This is a messenger RNA of Aplysia californica (California sea hare), 2035 nucleotides long. RefSeq lists its product as uncharacterized. NCBI's taxonomy places the organism in Eukaryota, Metazoa, Mollusca, Gastropoda, Aplysiida, Aplysiidae. The transcript is spliced from 11 exons. The coding region runs from base 845 to 1747 and encodes 300 amino acids. Gene Ontology annotation, molecular function: protein binding. The record is from RefSeq and is a predicted model, not a curated record.